CCCAAACUCAUGCUUGAUCUAUAAGUACAGGACGAAACUCAAAUGGGUGCAGCAGUAUAACGUGAAAGAGUUUUAGCCCAUCUUUUACGUAUUCGACAAGUUGGUUCCCAGCUUCUUAAUAACUUGUUCGUUUUAGCAAAGCACAAAAUAUUGUUCCGAUCGAUAACUUUCAGAAGAACUAGCGAGUUUCCGUGCUAACAUUGAAGGUACUUUUGGCAGCUUAUUCCAGAUAGAGAAUAACAGGAAGCAAAAAGAAAAAAGAAAAACAAAACACGAGGAGCUAGCAUGACAUCUCACAGGAAAGUUUUCAACAUUUCAGGACCAACCCAUCUCACAGUUGUUGACUGGAGAAAUGCACAUCACCGAAGAACUGUCGCUGCCAGCUUGAUUCAAGGAGUCUACACUCUAGAAUAUGACCGCCUGCACCGACACGGACCUAAUGAAGCUCUUGCUCCGCCCUGGUGGAACUUCUUCAAUUUCAAUCUAGAUUGCGUUCUCGUGGAUGAUGUUGACUUGUCCAUAUUCGGUGCCGUUUAUAAAUACAAAUACCGAGACCCUUCCUCAAAAGUCCCAAACUAUGUUAUUGCCUUUCGUGGAGAAGCCCUCCGACAGGAUUCAAGGCCCGAGGCUGUCGAGUUAGCCUUCAAGUGUAUCAGUAACAAACUACAGCAGACCUCCCGCUUUCAACUUGCAAUGCAGCGUGUUGAGAAAAUUGUUGCUUCUCCUGGAGCUGGAAAUGUAUGGUUGGCUGGACAUUCUCUAGGGUCAGCCAUGGCAUUGCUUGUUGGAAAGAACAUGGUCAUCAAGAGGAAUUGUUUUCUUGAAACAUAUCUUUUCAAUCCGCCAUUCCCAUCUGUCCCCCUAGAGCUGAUCAAAGACGAGAAACUGAAGGGUGGACUCCGCUUUGCAGGCAAUGUUGUCAAGGUAGGCCUCGCCCUUGCUGCAGACGCUCGUAAGCCUCAAGAACAUGACCCUUUUGCUGCGCUAUCUCCAUGGAUUCCUCACCUGUUUGUGAACGCAGAUGAUGCUGUUUGCGCAGAGUAUAUUGGUUACUUUGAAAGUAGGAAGAAAUUGCAGGGCCUUGCAGAUGGAGAAAUCCAAAGGCUUGCAAUGCAGAAUCCUAUUAGGAAUCUGAUUAAAUGUGCUGCAUUUGGGAAGGACUUAGAAGAUACGUUGCAUCUCCUUCCUUCUGCAUAUCUCAAUGUUAUUAACGGUGGUCCAUCCAACAAUUUCAGGGAAGCUCAUAGAAUUCACCAAUGGUGGAAUCCCAAUUUUCGUUUCGAUAUCCAGCUGUAUCAAUAUCCCCAUGUGUUCCGGGGGAAGCAGCCCAAUAAAUUCGUGAACUAGAAUUAACAGAUCGCAACUAUUGCAGAUGGAAAACUGGAUAGUUCUCAUCAAAUAAGUUCUGUGAAACAAGUAUUUCUUCCAGUACUCCAGGGAAGAAGUGAAGAUCGAUGCCAAUAGGCAAGUGUACAAGUGUAUGUGUGUGAUUGUGUGUAUAACCUGUCUUGAAUAAAGUGGCCGUGUGUGGCUCAUGUGUGCUUGCUUGA
Molecule: messenger RNA, 1550 nt
Organism: Carya illinoinensis
Lineage: Eukaryota; Viridiplantae; Streptophyta; Magnoliopsida; Fagales; Juglandaceae
Product: GDSL esterase/lipase At4g10955-like
Exons: 3
Coding region: 286-1347 (353 amino acids)
Source: RefSeq, a predicted model, not a curated record